CACUCAGCCCUGAGUGCGGCGAGGACCCUGUUCGUGGAUGUGGAGGAGCGCCGGCCGGAGGCCAUGGACGUUAAGGAGAGGAAGCCGUACCGCUCGCUGACCCGGCGCCGCGACGCCGAGCGCCGCUACACCAGCUCGUCCGGAGACAGCGAGGAGGGCAAAGCUCCGCAGAAGUCCUACAGCUCCAGCGAGACCCUCAAGGCCUACGACCAGGACGCCCGCCUCGCCUACGGCAGUCGCGUCAAGGACAUGGUGCCGCAGGAGGCCGAGGAGUUCUGCCGCGCAGGCACCAACUUCACCCUGCGUGAGCUGGGCCUGGGGGAGGUGACGCCCCCGCACGGGACCCUGUACCGGACAGACAUCGGCCUCCCCCACUGUGGCUACUCCAUGGGGGCCAGCUCCGAGGCCGACCUGGAGACCGACCCUGUGCUGUCCCCCGAGCACCCCGUGCAGCUGUGGGGCCGCAGCACACGGUCGGGGCGCAGCUCCUGCCUGUCCAGCCGGGCCAACUCCAACCUCACGCUCACCGACACGGAGCACGAGAACGCGGAGACCGAUCCCCCGGGCGGCCUGCAGAACCACCCUCGGCUCCGGACACCGCCGCUGCCGCUCUCGCACGCCCACACCCCUAACCAGCACCACGCAGCCUCCGUUAGCUCCCUGAACCGGGGCAACUUCACUCCGAGGAGCAACCCAAGCCCGGCCCCCACGGAUCACUCGCUCUCCGGAGAGCCCGCGUCCGGGAGCGCGCAGGAGCCGGCCCACGCCCAGGACAACUGGCUGCUCAACAGCAACAUCCCGCUGGAGACCAGAAACCUAGGCAAGCAGCCAUUCCUAGGGACAUUGCAGGACAACCUCAUUGAGAUGGACAUUCUCAGCGCCUCCCGCCAUGAUGGGUCUUACAGUGAUGGGCACUUCCUCUUCAAGCCGGGAGGCACCUCCCCACUCUUCUGCACCACGUCGCCGGGGUACCCUCUGACGUCCAGCACCGUGUACUCACCUCCGCCCCGACCCCUGCCCCGUAGCACCUUCUCCCGACCGGCCUUCAACCUCAAGAAGCCCUCCAAGUACUGUAACUGGAAGUGCGCGGCCCUGAGCGCCAUUGCCAUCUCAGCCACGCUGGUCAUCCUGCUGGCGUACUUUGUGGCCAUGCACCUGUUUGGCCUAAACUGGCAGCUGCAGCCGAUGGAGGGGCAGAUGUAUGAGAUCACGGAGGACACAGCCAGCAGUUGGCCUGUGCCAACGGACGUCUCCCUGUAUCCCUCAGGGGGCACUGGGUUAGAGAUCUCUGACAGGAAAGGCAAAGGAGCCACGGAAGGAAAGCCCAGUAGUUUCUUUCCAGAGGACAGUUUUAUAGACUCUGGAGAAAUCGACGUGGGGAGACGGGCUUCCCAGAAGAUUCCUCCUGGCACUUUCUGGAGAUCUCAGGUGUUCAUAGACCAUCCUAUGCAUCUGAAAUUCAAUGUGUCUCUGGGAAAGGCGGCUCUGGUUGGCAUUUACGGCAGAAAAGGCCUUCCUCCUUCACAUACACAGUUUGACUUUGUGGAGCUGCUGGAUGGAAGGAGGCUCUUGACCCAGGAAGCACGGAGCCUGGAGGGACCCCAGCGCCAGUCUCGGGGAGUCGUCCCCGCUUCUAGCCAUGAGACGGGCUUCAUCCAGUACUUGGAUUCAGGAAUCUGGCACCUGGCUUUUUAUAAUGAUGGGAAGGAGUCUGAAGUGCUUUCCUUUCUCACCACUGCCAUUGAAUCCGUGGAUAACUGCCCCAGCAACUGCUACGGCAAUGGCGACUGCAUCUCUGGGACCUGUCAUUGCUUCCUGGGCUUCCUGGGCCCUGACUGCGGUCGAGCCUCCUGCCCCGUGCUCUGCAGUGGGAACGGCCAGUACAUGAAGGGCAGGUGCCUGUGCCACAGCGGCUGGAAGGGCGCCGAGUGCGACGUGCCCACCAACCAGUGCAUCGACGUGGCCUGCAGUAACCACGGCACCUGCAUCAUGGGCACCUGCAUCUGCAACCCCGGCUACAAGGGCGAGAACUGCGAGGAAGUGGACUGCAUGGACCCCACGUGUUCGGGCCGGGGGGUCUGCGUGAGAGGCGAGUGCCACUGCUCUGUGGGCUGGGGAGGCACCAACUGUGAGACGCCCAGGGCCACGUGCUUGGACCAGUGUUCGGGCCACGGAACCUUCCUCCCAGACACCGGGCUUUGCAGCUGUGACCCAAACUGGACUGGACACGACUGUUCUGUUGAGAUCUGUGCGGCCGAGUGUGGUGGCCACGGCGUCUGCGUGGGGGGCACCUGCCGCUGCGAGGACGGCUGGAUGGGGGCGGCCUGCGACCAGCGCGCCUGCCACCCGCGCUGCGCCGAGCAUGGGACCUGCCGGGACGGCAAGUGCGAGUGCAGCCCGGGCUGGAACGGCGAGCACUGCACCAUCGAGGGUUGCCCUGGCUUGUGCAAUGGCAACGGCAGAUGUACCUUGGACCUGAAUGGGUGGCACUGCGUCUGCCAGCUGGGCUGGAGAGGAGCUGGCUGCGACACGUCCAUGGAAACUGCCUGUGGUGACAGCAAAGACAACGAUGGAGAUGGCUUGGUGGACUGCAUGGACCCCGACUGCUGCCUCCAGCCCCUCUGUCACGUCAGCCCGCUGUGCCUGGGCUCCCCCGACCCUCUGGACAUCAUCCAGGAGACACAGGCCCCUGUGUCCCAGCAGAACCUGCGCUCCUUCUACGACCGGAUCAAGUUCCUCGUGGGCAGGGACAGCACACACAUCAUCCCCGGGGAGAACCCCUUUGACGGAGGGCAUGCAUGUGUCAUUCGUGGUCAAGUAAUGACAUCAGAUGGGACCCCGCUGGUUGGUGUGAACAUCAGUUUCGUCAAUAACCCUCUCUUUGGAUACACGAUCAGCAGGCAAGAUGGCAGCUUUGACUUGGUCACAAAUGGCGGCAUCUCCAUCAUCCUGCGGUUCGAGCGGGCCCCCUUCAUCACACAGGAGCACACCCUCUGGCUGCCUUGGGAUCGCUUCUUUGUCAUGGAAACCAUCAUCUUGCGGCAGGAGGAGAAUGAGAUUCCCAGCUGUGACCUGAGCAACUUUGCCCGCCCCAACCCUGUCCUGUCUCCUUCCCCACUGACGUCCUUCGCCAGCUCCUGUGCAGAGAAAGGCCCCAUCGUUCCGGAAAUUCAGGCUUUGCAGGAGGAAAUCGCCAUCUCUGGCUGCAAGAUGAGGCUGAGCUACCUGAGCAGCCGUACCCCCGGCUACAAAUCUGUCCUGAGGAUCAGCCUGACCCACAGCACCAUCCCCUUCAACCUCAUGAAGGUCCACCUCAUGGUGGCGGUUGAGGGCCGCCUCUUCAGGAAGUGGUUCGCUGCAGCCCCGGACUUGUCCUAUUACUUCAUCUGGGACAAGACAGACGUCUACAACCAGAAGGUGUUUGGGCUCUCGGAAGCCUUCGUUUCUGUGGGUUAUGAGUAUGAAUCCUGCCCAGAUCUGAUCCUGUGGGAAAAAAGAACAACAGUGCUACAGGGCUAUGAAAUCGAUGCUUCCAAGCUGGGAGGAUGGAGCCUGGACAAACAUCAUGCCCUCAACAUCCAAAGUGGCAUCUUGCACAAAGGGAAUGGGGAGAACCAGUUUGUGUCUCAGCAGCCUCCUGUCAUCGGGAGCAUCAUGGGCAACGGGCGCCGGAGAAGCAUCUCCUGCCCCAGCUGCAACGGCCUUGCCGACGGCAACAAGCUCCUGGCCCCUGUGGCCCUCACGUGCGGCUCCGACGGGAGCCUCUACGUGGGAGAUUUCAACUACAUCCGAAGGAUCUUCCCCUCCGGGAACGUCACCAACAUCCUGGAGUUGAGUCACAGCCCAGCACACAAGUACUACCUGACCACAGACCCCACGAGCGGGGCUGUCUUCCUUUCGGACACCAACAGCCGGCGGGUCUUCAAGAUCAAGUCCACCGUGGUGGUGAAGGACCUCGUCAAGAACUCCGAGGUGGUGGCGGGGACAGGUGACCAGUGCCUCCCCUUUGAUGACACUCGCUGUGGGGAUGGUGGAAAAGCCACGGAAGCCACGCUGACCAACCCCAGGGGCAUCACGGUGGACAAGUCCGGGCUGAUCUACUUUGUGGAUGGCACCAUGAUCAGACGCAUUGAUCAGAAUGGGGUCAUCUCCACUCUGCUGGGCUCCAACGAUCUUACCUCAGCCCGGCCCCUGAGCUGUGAUUCUGUCAUGGAUAUUUCUCAGGUUCGCCUGGAGUGGCCCACAGACUUAGCCACCAACCCGAUGGACAACUCCCUCUAUGUCCUGGACAACAACGUAGUCCUGCAGAUCUCUGAAAACCACCAGGUUCGCAUUGUCGCCGGGAGGCCCAUGCACUGCCAGGUGCCCGGCAUCGACCACUUCCUGCUGAGCAAGGUGGCCAUCCACGCAACCCUGGAGUCGGCCACUGCCUUGGCUGUCUCUCACAAUGGGGUCCUGUAUAUCGCUGAGACCGACGAGAAGAAGAUUAACCGCAUCAGGCAGGUCACCACCAGCGGAGAGAUCUCACUGGUUGCCGGGGCCCCCAGUGGCUGUGACUGUAAAAAUGAUGCCAACUGUGAUUGUUUCUCUGGAGAUGAUGGCUAUGCCAAGGAUGCAAAGCUGAACACCCCGUCUUCCUUGGCUGUCUGUGCUGACGGGGAGCUCUAUGUGGCUGACCUUGGGAAUAUCCGAAUCCGGUUUAUCAGGAAGAACAAGCCUUUCCUCAACACCCAGAACAUGUAUGAGCUGUCCUCCCCAGUCGACCAGGAGCUCUACCUGUUUGAUACCAGCGGCAAGCAUCUGUACACCCAGAGCCUACCCACAGGAGAUUACCUGUACAACUUUACCUACACUGGGGAUGGCGACAUCACGCUCAUCACAGACAGCAACGGCAACAUGGUAAACGUCCGCAGAGACUCUACAGGGAUGCCCCUCUGGCUGGUGGUCCCAGAUGGCCAGGUGUACUGGGUGACCAUGGGCACCAACAGUGCACUCAAGAGCGUGACCACACAAGGACACGAGUUGGCCAUGAUGACGUACCACAGCAACUCUGGCCUUCUGGCAACCAAAAGCAAUGAAAAUGGAUGGACCACAUUUUACGAGUACGACAGCUUUGGGCGCCUGACCAAUGUGACCUUCCCUACUGGCCAGGUGAGCAGUUUCCGAAGUGAUACAGACAGCUCAGUGCAUGUCCGGGUAGAGACAUCCAGCAAGGACGAUGUCACCAUAACCACCAACCUGUCUGCCUCGGGUGCCUUCUAUACACUGCUGCAAGACCAGGUCCGCAACAGCUACUACAUCGGGGCCGACGGCUCCCUGCGGCUGCUGUUGGCCAACGGCAUGGAGGUGGCCCUGCAGACGGAGCCCCACCUGCUGGCCGGGACCGUCAACCCCACCGUGGGCAAGCGGAACGUCACGCUGCCCAUCGACAACGGCCUCAACCUGGUGGAGUGGCGGCAGCGCAAGGAGCAGGCUCGCGGCCAGGUCACCGUCUUCGGGCGCCGGCUUCGGGUUCACAACCGGAACCUCCUGUCUCUGGACUUUGACCGUGUGACACGCACAGAGAAGAUCUAUGACGACCACCGCAAGUUCACCCUCCGCAUCCUGUAUGACCAGGCCGGGCGGCCCAGCCUCUGGUCACCUAGCAGCAGGCUGAAUGGUGUCAACGUGACCUACUCCCCAGGGGGCCACAUUGCUGGAGUCCAGAGGGGCAUCAUGUCUGAGAGGAUGGAAUACGAUCAGGCGGGUCGCAUCACAUCUAGGAUCUUUGCUGACGGGAAGACCUGGAGCUACACGUACUUAGAGAAGUCCAUGGUGCUACUUCUCCACAGCCAGAGGCAGUACAUCUUUGAGUUUGACAAGAACGACCGCCUCUCUUCUGUGACCAUGCCCAACGUAGCCCGGCAGACGCUGGAGACCAUCCGCUCAGUGGGUUACUACAGGAACAUCUACCAGCCCCCCGAGGGCAACGCCUCAGUCAUCCAGGACUUCACUGAGGACGGGCACCUCCUCCACACCUUCUACCUGGGCACCGGCCGCAGGGUGAUAUACAAGUAUGGCAAGCUGUCCAAGCUAGCCGAGAUGCUAUACGACACCACCAAGGUGAGCUUCACCUACGACGAGACCGCCGGCAUGCUGAAGACCAUCAACCUACAGAACGAGGGCUUCACCUGCACCAUCCGCUACCGUCAAAUCGGGCCCCUGAUCGACCGCCAGAUUUUUCGCUUCACCGAGGAAGGCAUGGUCAACGCCCGCUUUGACUACAACUAUGACAACAGCUUCCGGGUGACCAGCAUGCAGGCCGUGAUCAAUGAGACCCCGCUGCCCAUCGACCUCUAUCGCUAUGACGACGUGUCGGGCAGGACGGAGCAGUUUGGGAAAUUUGGUGUCAUCUACUAUGACAUUAACCAGAUCAUCACCACGGCGGUCAUGACCCACACCAAGCACUUUGACGCAUACGGCCGGAUGAAGGAAGUGCAAUACGAGAUCUUCCGCUCGCUCAUGUACUGGAUGACCGUCCAGUAUGAUAAUAUGGGGCGAGUCGUUAAGAAGGAGCUGAAGGUGGGACCCUAUGCCAACACCACCCGCUACUCCUAUGAGUACGACGCCGACGGCCAGCUGCAGACGGUCUCCAUCAAUGACAAACCACUCUGGCGAUAUAGCUAUGACCUCAAUGGGAACCUGCACUUACUGAGCCCGGGGAACAGUGCACGGCUCACCCCACUACGGUAUGACCUCCGUGACCGCAUCACCAGGCUGGGUGACGUGCAAUACAAGAUGGACGAGGACGGUUUCCUGAGGCAGAGGGGCAGUGAUGUCUUUGAGUACAACUCAGCGGGCCUGCUCAUCAAGGCCUACAACCGGGGUGGUGGCUGGAGCGUCAGGUACCGUUACGAUGGCCUGGGGCGGCGGGUGUCCAGCAAGAGCAGCCAGAGCCACCACCUGCAGUUCUUCUACGCAGACCUGACCAGUCCCACCAAGGUCACCCACCUGUACAACCACUCCAGCUCUGAGAUCACAUCCCUCUACUACGACCUGCAAGGACACCUCUUUGCCAUGGAGCUGAGCGGCGGAGAUGAGUUCUACAUAGCCUGUGACAACAUCGGGACCCCUCUUGCCGUCUUCAGUGGAACGGGCUUAAUGAUCAAGCAGAUCCUGUACACGGCCUACGGGGAGAUCUACAUGGACACCAACCCCAACUUCCAGAUCAUCAUUGGCUACCACGGUGGCCUCUAUGACCCGCUCACCAAGCUUGUCCACAUGGGCCGGCGAGAUUACGACGUGCUGGCUGGUCGCUGGACUAGCCCAGACCACGAGCUGUGGAAGCAGCUUAGUAGCAGCAAUAUCAUGCCUUUUAAUCUCUAUAUGUUUAAAAACAACAACCCGGUCAGUAACUCUCAGGACGUCAAGUGCUUCAUGACAGAUGUCAACAGCUGGCUCCUCACCUUCGGAUUCCAGCUUCACAAUGUGAUUCCCGGCUAUCCCAAGCCAGACACGGACGCCACGGAACCAUCCUACGAGCUCAUCCACACACAGAUGAAAACUCAGGAGUGGGACAACAGCAAGUCUGUUCUCGGGGUACAGUGUGAAGUGCAGAAGCAGCUCAAGGCCUUCGUCACCCUGGAACGUUUCGAUCAGCUCUACAGCUCCACAAUCACCAGCUGCCAGCAGGCCCCAGAGACAAAGAAGUUUGCAUCCAGUGGCUCAGUCUUUGGCAAAGGGGUCAAGUUCGCCUUGAAGGAUGGCCGAGUGACCACAGACAUCAUCAGUGUGGCCAAUGAGGACGGGCGGAGGGUUGCUGCCAUCUUGAACAACGCCCACUACCUAGAGAACAUGCACUUCACCAUUGACGGAGUGGACACCCACUACUUCGUGAAAGCAGGACCUUCGGAAGGCGACCUGGCCAUCCUGGGCCUCAGCGGGGGGCGGCGAACCCUGGAGAACGGGGUCAACGUCACUGUGUCCCAGAUCAACACGGUGCUCAGUGGCAGGACUAGACGGUACACAGACAUCCAGCUCCAGUACGGGGCACUGUGCUUGAACACCCGCUAUGGGACAACACCGGAUGAGGAGAAGGCACGGGUGCUGGAGCUGGCCCGGCAGAGAGCCGUGCGCCAGGCCUGGGCCCGCGAGCAGCAGCGACUUCGGGAAGGGGAGGAAGGCCUGCGGGCCUGGACAGAGGGCGAGAAGCAGCAGGCGCUGAGCACGGGGCGGGUUCAAGGCUACGACGGCUUCUUCGUGAUCUCGGUCGAGCAGUACCCGGAACUGUCAGACAGCGCCAGCAACAUCCACUUCAUGAGACAGAGUGAGAUGGGCCGAAGGUGACAGAGAGGACCGUGGCCGGGACUUCUUGCCAAAGACAGCUACUCUUUUGUGGCCGCAAACCUGACUGUGUUGUACUUAAAAAAAAAAAGAAUCCUUUUUUUAACAAGUGCAGAAAGCAAGCGAACAAAAAAGAUACUGGUUGCAGUGUAAUUCAUGCAACAUCCUUUUUUUUUUUAAGAAAAGAAAAACACAAAUUUGGCCUUCACACAUUUUUUGCAAAGAACAGAAGGUAUUUUUUUUCCAUUGUGUGAUCACAAUGUAAACUUUGUCUUUUGUUCCCUUUUCCUUGAGGAGUUUUCCUUGUUGUUUGGGGUACAUUUCUCCUCACUGAGAUGCAUCUCCUGGGGUGUGUCCUUGUCUGUCCCCAGGCACCCAGUGUGAUGUGAGACACAAGUGUCUGUGCUAACUUGUCCCAUGUGCAACUUUCUCUUCCAUGGGGGUCGGGCAGGAGGGAAGGGUGCGGCGGAGAGUAAUGGGCCGGUAGCAAAUUUCCAAGGGGGCCUGGAAGGAGGGUCCGCAGGACCUGAGGAUCUUUGGCUAAGCUCCCACAGACAAGUGGUAGCUUUUUUACUCACUGUGUUCCAUGCCUCCGGAGGACCAUGGAUGGUUCCAUCUUCUCUGGGGGAUUUCAUGAUCUCACAGCACCUUUUUCAAGCUGCCCCAAACUCCUGUCCAAGCUUUAUAUUUUGAUGCGAAAUGAAACCCCCAACCCCUUUUGCAAAUCUUGUGUAGUUGUCAGUGCCACCUCCAUGCUGGGAUGGAGAAAGUGUCUCCCAGGUCCUUUCCCCAGUCUGGUGACAGCAUCCUGGGGCUUAGAGCCCAAGCCUCCCCAAGAGGCGGAGGCAUCCAGGGCAUCUGUGGUUGGUUGGUCCUCGCAUGAUGUUCCUUAUUCAUCUCUUUCUCUCUCCCAAAGUCAGACGUGAGAAGCAGCACCGCACAGCAAGCCCUCAGUGUGGGCACCACGUCCAGAAGGGAAGGUCACCCACGGCAAAAGAACGGCAGUGGUGGCAAGGGUACCAGCCUGCCUUCCUAGGUGAAGCCCUCUCCCCAUGACUUUGAGUAUCUUCCCUCCAUUGCUCAGCUGCCACCACUGAGAAAUAGGAGUGUGGAGAGAGGUGCUUGGUGGCCUUUGAUCGUGGAAAGAGGCUUAAGAAAAAGGUCAGCCAGAGAGAGGAAAGCAUGAGUCGAGCAUCCUUCUAAUGAGCUCCUGAAGGCUCCUCUGCCACUCAUGUAUUGGGCUAAUUGCAGAGCUGGGAGGCAGCUGGAUAGACUUCCAGGAAAUUCCUUCUGUGAAGUUCUUCUAAAACAGCUUCGCCUCUAGAGGAGCCCAACUGGGGUUUUAAAGCAAGAUUAAGGAGAAAGGAGGAAAGAGAUCAUUUGGUGUGGCCUGGCAGCGUCAAACUACCCCACCAGGAUUGGGGGCGGUUCCUGAGGCUGGUGCCUGUGGAUCCAGAAGCCCGGGCUGCAGUUGUCCCUGUGAAGACCUACGCCUGUGGUCACUGGGCAGAAGUUUAAGUCCUUUCGGGAGUGAGCACAUCCCACACCGGGAGGGCAUGCCCAGGGAGAGGCAGCAGCCAGUGGGCCGGGGGAAGCGCUGAGAGUAGGGGAGCGCUAGGAGCUCCUUUCUCCUGUUCUAUCUGCCUAAUUACCACUGUCAUUACCUCUCACAGGAGGCUCUGGGAGACCAGGAGGGGAAGCCAAAUGCUUCCUUUUAAGCUGGGCUUCUUAGAAAAUGGGACUUUUGUGGGUUACAUUUUACAUUGAGUGUGGAAAAUGAAUUGAGUCCGAGCUCCUUCCCGUGGAAACCUCGUUGGACUGACAAGCUCAUGGCACCUUUAUAGCCUUACUCACAGAGUCUUCAGAAUAUUCCAUGAGUUAAUGAAACCGAAAAGGUCUCUUGCUGCAUGAGAAUCGGAGCAGCACGGAGGCCGGGGUCUGCCUGGUAGAGGGAGGCACUCAGAGCUUCUCGGGAGAGGAGGUUUUGCCUUACGUCAUCCCACUGGGGAUGAGAGGAUGUGUUUCGCUAAGUGCUCUUCCUGUUUCCAAAAAAAGUGACACUGCGGCUACAGUGUCUUGGACUAUUUGCCCACUCCUCCCAGAGCUCCGCUGAGUCAGAUGCAGUGCUCCCGGGCCCACUGUGCAAGGCGGGAGCUGGUGGCAGGUCCCAUCCGGCAGGAUCGUUCUUGGAUGGGAUGGAAAAUCGUUUGGCCUGAAGAACGCAAGUGUUUUUUUGUUUUUAAACCAAAAUAGACUUACGCCUCGCAAAUGUACUCUUGAUACAAGGAGCCCUUGAGCAAUGGGACCCUGCCCGUUGACCUAGACGAUCAGUUCCAUGCUGUCUUCCUGACAUCAGUCAAGACCUGCUGGGGACGUCUACUUGGAGGUCAGAGACAGCAUGAGGGCCGAAUGAACCAUCUCCCCACACCUCCCCAGCCCUCUGACUCUCCACCCCUCACCCCCACCACAGUAAUAGUGUGGACUCUUAAAGAUCAAAAUCACAGGGAAUAACUGAGCAUUCCUUUCCUUUAAACGAAUGAUGUUAUAUCUUUUCUGGGCUACAUACCACCAAGGAGGCAUAGCUUCUGUAUGGGGAGAAGAUGACGCAUCCCCAGCCUUUAGAGAGGACCUCGGGUGUGGGGCCGGCAGCAUCAAGCACCUCAGUUUCGCACUGGUGCUGUUGCUAUUGGAGGUGGUGCUUCUGGCCUCGGCCCUUCUGAGUUGGUUUCCAUUUGGGCUGGCAGGUGACUCACUGCCUGCACUCUCCGUCUGUCCUCCUGCUGAGACCAGCAGUGCCAAUCGCACCACAAGAGUGAGUCUGAAGGCAUGAGCCGGAGUUCCCUGUGCCUGCUUAGUGGCCUCCAGGCAGCAAAUCCCAUCCUUGACGGCACCUGCCCUUUUGGCAUUAACCAACCAGAACGUGUGCAUUAGAAUUACCAGCCCUCCCUCACUGGCUCAGGUUCAUUAUUCUGCAGGAUGUCAGCUUCUGACCCUAGAAAAAGGUUUAUUUUGGAAGAGCUCCUGCCUUCUCCCGUAUCCUCCACGGCUGCCAUCAGCUCCUCAUCCACAGCCCCUCUGUCAUCACCUUAAAUAGGACUUCAGUCAUUCCCCAACUUUGCUUUUUAUAGGAUGAGAUUUCCUUUUUAUCCACCCUCCAGGCAGACGUCACUGGAGGGCAGAGCUCUGACAACGGGAGGAAGGGAAAGGAACUCCACGGUCAAUUACCCCUGAUGCUUGUCUCUCAGAACUGUCGGCUGAGAAUUCACACAAGGAACAGACUAGUGCCUGAUUUCUACCUAGGAAUGGAGGAUUUGAAACAAUUGCUAAGAAACUGACCAGAGGUUGAAAAUGGCCAGAGGGCAUGAUUUUAAAGAAUGAGGUGGGGCUGGGAGCAGAAGGUGAUGUAGGCAAGGAAGAGGAAUAAAACUGGGCAGUGUUUUUAUAGGCACGUAACAAGGAAUCAGAUUUGUUUAAAAACAAGAAAAAGAGAAUAAAGGACCUUUUUAGCUGUGACUUUUAAGUACCGCCUUAUAGGUGGCAGGGGUUUCCAAGAUGCAAAGAUGAGAUUUCCAUGUGAAAUCUUAGAAUAGUUUCACAUCUGCAGCCUGGUAUUUGCAGUUGCCACGAGGUGAGGACCAUGAGGCUGAGCUCAGUGCCCAGGAGGAAGGAGUCUGCCGGGCCUCAGCGGGGUCUCGGGUUUGGGGGUUUGUUCCCCUGGUGCUUAAAGUCGAAUCUAUCCUCCAUUCCUCACAGCAGCCACUAAGCCCCGGCCGUGGCUUCUGGUCCUGAGCUGGGGCCUGCCUCCUGCGGGGUCUUGGAGAGCACCCAGUCUCUUUUUUCCCUUGGGAUCCUCAUUGGGAUUAAAAGUCCUCUAUUGAAGGUUCAGAAUUCCCAGGUAGUUUAUACACUUGUCUGUAUUUUACUGGACAGGAGGGCAUUAAAGAAAGAACUCUGUAGUUCAAGGCCCUAUCAUUUUACCUUCAAAUAACAGCAAACUCCUUUUAAAGACUCAUUGCUCAGGUGAUAGAAACUUUCUCCUCUCCAACCUUUCCAUUCUCAGAAACCAGCCUUGUGUACGUCACCGCCCCAGACAGCAGGCCGAUGUUGGGUUUCUUACCCCCUCUGGAAUGCCAAAGGCAUGAUACUGGGCGACCUCCUGGUCCCGAAGAAAAUGUGUUUGAUUCUGAGGGCAAACUGCCAACGGAGAACCAACUUUCGGGCAGGCUCAGCUAUCCUGGCAGGAGCUGAGUCACAGAUGUUUGCUGGUGCCUGGUAGCCCUAGAUUCACCCAACACCAGAAUCCCACUUUUCUAAACCUGCCUGUUGUUCUUGAAGACUUCUGAACCCAUGGCUUCAGCAAAAGGACUCUCCCAAGCUGCCUCUGGACGACCAACACUGGAGACUCUGGCCUUACCAUGUGGAAAUAGUUUUCCUGAAGUCUGGAACUAAUUUUGAGAAGUUUUUUUCUCAACACUUUUGUGUUUCUAACACUGUAUUCUUGACUGUGUAAAUACCAACAAGGCUGUAAAUAAAUGCAGAUGUAGAUACCUUCUAGAAAAGAAAAAAAAGGCAUAAAAACAAAACUAGAAGUGAUCCCGUGUAGCCUUCGUUGACAAAUAAAAGAAUAUUUUGUGUUUAAA
Lagenorhynchus albirostris (white-beaked dolphin) is the source of this 12962-nucleotide messenger RNA. RefSeq names its product teneurin transmembrane protein 4 (gene TENM4). Gene Ontology annotation, molecular function: protein homodimerization activity; protein heterodimerization activity; cell adhesion molecule binding. Gene Ontology annotation, cellular component: neuron projection; membrane. The record is from RefSeq and is a predicted model, not a curated record. The coding region runs from base 64 to 8325 and encodes 2753 amino acids. Gene Ontology annotation, biological process: signal transduction; heterophilic cell-cell adhesion; neuron development. NCBI's taxonomy places the organism in Eukaryota, Metazoa, Chordata, Mammalia, Artiodactyla, Delphinidae. The transcript has 28 exons.